Molecule: messenger RNA, 1248 nt
Organism: Adineta ricciae
Lineage: Eukaryota; Metazoa; Rotifera; Eurotatoria; Adinetida; Adinetidae
Source: the annotation of a GenBank genome assembly
AUGAAUCCAGUUGACAAUGAUGAUAUUAUUGAUAUAACAAUCAUUGGCGGAGGAAUCAGUGGAUUAAUAACAGCAUUAUAUUUAAGUCGUUUAAAUGUUCGACUUCGUUUAUUUGAACAAUCGGAACAUAUUGAUACAGUUGGAUUUGGAUUAAAUCUUCAACCAUAUUGCGUAAAAUGUCUUUAUGAACUUGGAUUAGAAAAUCAAUUAAAUCAAGUUGGAAUUCAAACAAAAAAAGCGUUGUUUUAUUCUCGUCAUGGUCAAUUCAUUUUUGAAGAUCUUCGAGGUUUAGAUGGAGGUUAUUCUCAUCCAAUGUAUUCAGUACAUCGAGGAUAUUUACAUCAAAUACUUUUUUAUCAAUUACAAAAAUUAACUUCUCCAUCGACUAUUCAACUUUCUCAUAAAUUAAUUGAAUUUAAUGAAAAAUCAAAUCUAAUUGAAUUGAAAUUUUUAAAUACAAAAAUCAAUAAAAUCAAAGUGAUUCAAACAAAGAUUUUAAUUGGUGCUGAUGGAAUCAAUUCAAGUGUGAGAAAAAUUUUUUAUCCGAAUGAAGGUUUACCGGUUUGGAAAGGUCUUCAAAUUUGGCGUGGAAUAACUUAUCAAGAAAAUACUUAUCUUGAUGGAAAAACAAUGAUUUGUAUGGGAAAUCCAGAUACGAAAUAUUUCAUUUUAUAUCCUUUAUCAAAUAAUUUAAUUAAUUGGGCGUGUGUUUUGAGAAUUCAAAAUGAAACAAAUUCAUCUUCAUUAUCAUUAAAUUCCAUUGAUUGGACAAACAAAGGUAAUCAUCAAGAUUUUCUUCCAUUAAUUCAAGAAAUGAAAUUGGAUUUCAUUGAUAUUGAACAAUUAAUCAAAUCAUCAAUGAAUAUAAAUCAAUUUCCAAUCACCGAUCGUGAUCAAAUACCUCGUUGGACAUUUAAUUGUGUAACAUUAAUAGGUGAUGCCGCACAUCCUAUGUAUCCAAAUGGAGGUAAUGGAGCUUCACAAGCUAUUUUAGAUGCUCAACAAUUAUAUCGAUCAUUUAUUCUUCAUGGAAUUACUAAUAAAGCACUUGAACAUUAUGAAAGUAUUCGUCAUCCUUUAACUGAUCGAAUGGUUCUUUUAGCACGUCAAUAUGGACCUGAUGAAAUUCUUCGUAUUAUUGAUCAUCGUUCUCCAAAUCCAUUUCAACAUUUAUCUCAAAUUAUUUCUUCAGAAGAAAUUCAAUCGAUUUAUGAAAAUUAUAAAAAAAAAGUUUCAAUUGAAAAAUAA